GCAGUUUUUCGUGCACGAUUGUCACUGAGCGGAUGGGCGUCUGCGCUUCCGUAUUCCUCCCGUCCUCGCCACUAGUCCCUAGGCAUCAGACCCAGUUGCUCUGCAAAGUUCAUGUUGAGCGUGUUGUGUUUUAAAGUGCUCAGGAAGAUGCAGAGACGGCACAGCAGCAUCACGGAUAGCCUUCCUCCAGAACGAAACCGGAGUCAGGUCAUCACCUCCGAGACGAGCGUGGAGGAAGGCGGCGUUUUCGAAGGCCUCAAGACGGAAGCGCCCUCUCCGCAGCAGCUGUUCUCGGGGCUGGCGGGCAUCCCGUCGGGCGCGAUCUCGGCCGCCCCGUUCCCGUCCAGUCUGGUCCUGGGCUCCUCGGCAGGCGGCGGGGAGGUGUUCAUCCAGAUGCCCGCCUCGCGGGACGAGGGGGCCAGCCGGACAGAAGGGGCCCCGUAUCACCACCGCCAGCAGUCGCUCCAUUACCACCACAGCCACCAGCGUGGGUCGGGCUUGCUGCACAUGGCCGGCGGGGACCGCCACGGGCACUCGGAGGAGGGCCCGGAGGACCCGCCCGGGACCCCGGCCCCGGCCCUCUCCGAGCUGAAAGCUGUGAUCUCCUGGCUGCAGAAGGGGCUCCCGUUCAUCGUGAUCCUCAUGGCCAAAGUCUGCUUCCAGCACAAGCUUGGAAUUGCUCUUUGCAUCGGCAUGGCCAGCACAUUUGCAUAUGCAAACUCGACUCUCCGGGAACAAGUCUCCUUGAAGGAGAAAAGGUCCGUGCUGGUUGUGUUCUGGAUCCUGGUCUUUCUCGCAGGAAACACCUUCUACUUGCUCUAUACGUUCAGCUCCCAGCAGCUGUAUAACAGCCUCAUAUUUCUGAAGCCUAACCUGGAGAAGGUGGAUUUCUUCGAUCUCAUGUGGAUUGUGGGCAUCACGGACUUCGUCCUCAAGUACCUCACCAUCGCCUUGAAGUGCCUGGUUGUCGCACUGCCGAAAAUCAUCCUGGCUGUUAAAUCUAAGGGGAAGUUCUACCUGCUCAUCGAAGAGCUGAGCCAGCUGCUCCGCUCCUUGGUCCCCAUCCAGCUGUGGUACAAAUACAUCAUGGGAGAUGACCCGUCCAGUGGCUACUUCCUUGGCGGGAUUCUUCUGGUCAUGUACAGUCUCUGCAAGUCUUUCGACAUCUGUGGCCGCAUUGGAAGUGUGCGGAAGGCCCUGAAGGUCCUCUGUACCCCUCAGAGCUACGGAGUCCGAGCCACGAACCAGCAGUGCAGCGAGGCAGGGGACAUCUGCGCCAUCUGCCAGGCCGAAUUCAGGGAGCCACUGGUCCUUUUGUGCCAGCACGUCUUCUGCGAAGAAUGCCUCUGCCUUUGGUUCGAUCGGGAGAAGACUUGCCCCCUCUGCCGGUCCGUAGCUGUGGAGACUCUCCGGUGUUGGAAGGACGGCACCACCUCGGCUCAUUUCCAGGUGUACUAACGCCCGGGUUUUUCGAGGAGACGGGGUCUUUCUGGAGGGGUGAGGAGGGAGAGCGAGGAGGAGUGGCCGGGAACUCGCCUGCUGGCCCCGCCACUUGCACCCCACACCCUUCUUCGCAAGGCAUGCAAUGGAUUGACGGAUGGCUUGAUGCAAUGAAGGGGGCGGGUGCAUUUCAGGCUCUCCACGGCUGCAAAGCGGGAUUCUCUUUGCAAAGUGGGAUGCUCACGAUCACACGUAGCGCUCCACUGAACACGAGCUGCCGGGGCGAAGGGACACGGAGCUGGCUGCUUGGACCCAACCUGAUGCAGCAGGUCAGGCUGACCUCUGUGUUUCCUGAGGCACGUGCCCAGCUGGACAGCUUGGUAGGUUUGUGGAAGGGCCCUUGCAACAGCGUAUCCACCGGUGUGUUAACCUUGGUUACACCACCCCUCUGUUAACAUGGCACAAUUACCCAAGAAUGCAGUUUGAAUUUCAUGCAUUGCCUUGUGUUGCCAUCUGGGCUUCCCAAAAUGGCUCUUUGCUCUGCAUCAGUUAGUUGGCUGUGUAUAUUGGUGAUGUUUUUAAAUAGAGAUUCAUUUUCGUCAACCUUUACAUGGAACUCCCAGGGGCUUCCGCUCCUCAUCGAUCGGUGCUCAUGCCAUUGAACAGGGCAUAAUUGCCUCAUUAGCUCAUCAUGCUAAACCAUGGUGUGGUUUGUCAAACUCCAGCUUGCUUUGCCUGAACACAACCGCAUAAACAAACCAUGGUUCAUUAACCAGUUGUAAACCAAAGAUAAAAUCACGGUUUAUUGCUGGCUUAUCGAGUCUGGCUUGUGAUGUCUGAACCCAGAACUGUGGUUUAUCUUAUUCGCAUUUUAGCCUAUCCUAAAACAGAGGCACCCAGCAAGAGCAGCUUGGAAAUGAAACUGCUCCGAAGGCUGGGAGCAUGGGUUAGUGAAAAACAAACUAGAAAUAGGGAAGACAAGCUACAUGCGUUGUGUAAUUUGUGGCUAAACCAACAAACCAUGGUUAACAUAAACUAUGGUGAGACAUGUGGAAACACAACCACAGUCUACAAGCUACCUCCAUGUAUGCACCGCAGCAAAAAUGUUGUGUGUGGGGGGGUGUCUCUACAUUAGGCUUGUCCAGAUGUCUGUCCGAUGCUGCACGCUCCUUUCUUUCCCCUUUUCCCGUUGCGCAGUAGCUUCGGUGCAAAACUCCCAGCUUGCGCAAAGACCAAGUUCACCGUUACGUUUACUCUCCUGGCUUGUUCAGUGAUGUGAAGCCAGAAUUUCCAGUGAAAAUUUCUUGCCAUUCAUCUUCAUGCCAGUGAAUGGCAAGAAAGCCGAGGGAGGGGCACGGGACCCUUGUGCUUGGGCACAGCCUUGUAAAACAGGACUGAUGGGUGGUAAUUGACGUACAGCCGUUGUCCAUUCUUUUCUUUGUGGAGGAAAAUGGAAUUCUCUGAAACACACAGGGCGUAGAAUAAAGCAUUCCAGUUGCAAAGGGAAUGGAUGGUAUUGAUUUAUAUUUUUCCAUGCAAAAGGAUGAUCUGCUUCUUUGGAAUUGGGUGGGGAGGAGAGGAAUCCUAGGAUUGGGACCAAACACAGUUUACCCAUGGUCCCAGUCUGGUCUUCCACAGCUCCCAAAAUAGCCCCCCACUAUUCCCCAGCUACCGAGAGUGUUGUGGUUUCCCAACUUUUGUGC
This is a messenger RNA of Varanus komodoensis (Komodo dragon), 3143 nucleotides long. RefSeq names its product ring finger protein, transmembrane 2 (gene RNFT2). The transcript has 9 exons. Gene Ontology annotation, molecular function: ubiquitin protein ligase activity. Gene Ontology annotation, biological process: positive regulation of ERAD pathway. The coding region runs from base 112 to 1458 and encodes 448 amino acids. The record is from RefSeq and is a predicted model, not a curated record. Lineage: Eukaryota; Metazoa; Chordata; Lepidosauria; Squamata; Varanidae.